Oryza brachyantha (malo sina) is the source of this 1854-nucleotide messenger RNA. RefSeq lists its product as uncharacterized. NCBI's taxonomy places the organism in Eukaryota, Viridiplantae, Streptophyta, Magnoliopsida, Poales, Poaceae. The record is from RefSeq and is a predicted model, not a curated record. The transcript is spliced from 13 exons. Bases 103 to 1209 code for a protein of 368 amino acids. Gene Ontology annotation, molecular function: protein binding.
ACAGGGGUGAAUCCGUGAAUGUAAUCCGUCCGUCCGACCGACUCCGACUCCGGCUCCGGCGAUAUACCACCCUCGGGAUAUUGAGGAGCCGGGAGGAGAAAAAUGCUGCGGCGACCGGCGGCGAUGUUGGCGCCGCGGAGCCUGCGGAAGGCGUCCAUCCCGCCGUCCCUGGUCUCCGACCCCUCGCCCGGCAGCCUCCAGCCUACCCGCCUCGCCGUCCACGUUAAUCCCGCCGGCUCCUCCUGCUCCGCCUACCUCGCCUUCGGCUGCCGCGUCUACAAGAUAGAGGUAUCCAUGGAGGGUGAGAUAUUGUCCAAAGGCAAGGAGAGCCUUUUGAUCCCUAUCAAUGCAGAGGUCAUAAGCUCAUCUGUUGUGGACCGCUGCCCACAUCGUUCAGAGAUUCAGAGUGUUGUUCUUGCAGAGGGUGAAGGUGAUGGCUGCUUGAUUCUUGGAACAGUUGACUCUUAUGGUCACCUUAUUGUAUCUCGGUUGGACAUUGUGGCUGAUGACAUUGACAGGAACUCCUAUUCAGUACCACCUCGUGAUUGUGGUGUUGGAGAAGGAAGUUGGGCUGGGUUAUGUUUUAGUCCGAUGCACCAAUCCACGGUAGCUGUUGCUCGUGAAUUGUGCAAGUGCAUUGAUAUCUAUGAUCAGGACAUUCAUGUUCGCAGUUUACGUACGUUAUGGUAUCCAUCUUCACUUAGCUUUGCCCAAUGCAUGCCACAAGUGAAUGAAAGUGGUUCAAUGUUGGUAAUUGCUGAGGGAUCUCAGCUGAGCAUAUGGGACUUAAGAAUGAGCAAUAAUGGAGGAUGCGUACAGCGCAUUUCUGGCCCUAUUGGAGGCAUCAUAUAUGCUGUCUGUAGUUCUCCUUCUGGACUCAUUGCUGCUGGUGGUACUGAUCGUACUGCUGCCAUCUAUGAUCCACGCAGGUGGUCGGCCUUGUCAAGAUGGGUUGGGUGCUCCAAGUACGAGAUUACAGGCCUUUCGUUUUCAUCAAUUGAUGAAUCCUCCAUUUAUGUCCAAGGUGUUGAUUAUGAGAUUACAUGUGGACUUUGGAAGGAAAAUGAACGAGCGUUCUCAUUUCGAGGGGACUCUAACUGGUUGGGUUUUUCAAAGUGUGCAAAUACAGAUGUGGUGGCUGGGUGGUGCGAAUCUGGAAGUGUUUUUGUUGCUGAUGUUAGGCAGGAUUGUCUAUCAGUAAUCGGGUAAAGAGGGUACAAGCACCAUCAGUAUCUAACAUCUGGAAGCUAGCAACAAGCGAACAUUCGUUUUCAGAGGCCCUUUUAUCAUCACCUUUCCGAACGGAAUCAAGGAUGGACAGAAUCUUACCCCCCUCAUUUGCAUUAGAAUCCUCAACUAUUAUUUGGAGAGGUGAUGCAACUCAAGUGCUGUUCCGCCUUUUUUUUUCCAACUUCGGUAGGGGCCUUUUGGAAGCACUUCUAGUUCUAGGACGUGUUCUACUGGUUCAUGUACUUUACAUGAGGAACCGUACUCUUAUGUAUGAGCUGUAAUAUUUAGUUAUCCUUAAGACGAAUCAUUGAGUCUUAGGUCACAGAUGAAAAAUACGCUAAAGAGCUGCGUUGGCUUACGAAAUUCAUCCUGAGAAUUAGAGCCACUGGUUGUACUCCGUAUUAUCCUUUUAUGCUGCACUGCACUUUCAAGCCAUCCAAAUUCUGUACUUCUGCCAAGGUUAUUCUGGAAGAAAUCCAUCAUAAUUUCCCUUGAUAAUGUGACAAUACAGACACAUAUGUACAUGCAAUUUGAGCCGAUGCACCAAACAGAGAAUCAGAAGUAACGCCUAACUAGAGAUUAGACCAGCUUACCAAGAUUAUACCUGUCUAGUACUCAGAACUC